UGUCUGUGGGAACGGAGCGGAGGAGGCGGUUCUCUUCCCGUUCCCAUUCCCGCCGUGCGAGUGCGGGACUGGCGGCGGCAGGCUGGCCAUGGCCUCCAUGGCGGCGGCGAUCGCCGCCUCCCGCACGGCGGUGAUGAACGGGAACCGGCCGCUGGACGAGCGGGAGCGCAAGCGGUUCAGCUACUUCUCCUCGUUGAGCCCCAUGGCGCGCAAGAUCAUGGCGGAGAAGGAACGGAUCCGCGAGCGCUACGGGCCCGAGUGGGAGCGGCUGCCGCCCCGCCAGCAGGACGAGAUCAUCGACAAGUGCCUGGUGGAGCCGCACGUCCAGGCCCGCUACGCCGCGCACCGCGGUGCCCGACCGCCCGCGUCGCCUUCUUCCUAUCCCAGCCUGCGUCUCAACACGGGGCAGAAGGUGGUGCGCUUCGGCGACGAGGACAUAACUUGGCAAGAUGAACACUCGUCUCCGUUCUCCUGGGAAACAAAGAGUCAGAUGGAGUUCAGCAUUGCAUCUCUCUCCAUACAAGAGCAAGGUGGUGCCCAGUUGCAAAAUGAACAGAAGCAACCUGUUAAAGCAGCACCCGGCAUCCACGUCCCUAAAUCUUCUCAGGCCAUUAAGACCCCUGGCUCUGAUGGGUUGAUAGCAUCCAGAAAGGAAGAGGAGUCAUCUUUCUGGAAGAUAAAUGCAGAGCGCUCCAAGUUUGAAGGAGAUAAGUCUGAGUUCCAGUCCCUGACCCCCAGCCAGAUCAAGUCCAUGGAGAAAGGAGAGAAGCCCCUUCCCUCCUUUUACAGACCAGAGUCUGCUCCAAAGGAGAUGAGCAAAGCUGAGAAGCCCAGCAUAAGUAAAGCAGAGAAGUCUGUCGCCCCCAGCCCACCUUCUAUGUCUCUCGAGUGGGAGAAACUUCGACCUACUAGUUCUGUAGAUGACUUCUUUCUUCCCGAUCCACCACAAGAUCUGGGAUCUUCUAGGACAAACAAGGAAGAUACUGAUGGUACCAUACUUACAGACCCACAAAUGCCUGGACAGACUAGUACAAGCAAUGUUAUCUUGAAGACUGGCUUUGACUUUCUAGAUAACUGGUAAAAGAUACUUCAAAACAGAUCAAACCAAUUUUGGGGAAGGAGUGGAAUACAUUUCUCCCUGUAUGUUAAUUUACUAGUAUUUGUGUCUUUUUCUAGAAGUAACUUUCAAACUCUUAAAUGUUGCCUUUGUAUAAACUUUUGUAAUACCGUAUGCAUUUUUGUUUUUUAAACAGUGAUAGAAGUGUGGUUUCAUUUGGAUAUUUUUUAAUAUCUGUUAAAAUUUUUGGUAGCUACUGUAUUAAGAGGAUGGGAGAAGUUACUGUACACAUGUUGAAAAAAUGAGUCUCUGUAUCCUAGAAAUGGAACCUACAGGACCAGGUUGUUGUUUUCAGUUGAAACCUUGCUAGCAUGGCUUAUAAGAAAUAGUGUUGCACGUGCAGUGGUUCCAAGUAAGAAAACCAUUCCAUACUUCAGAUAGCUAGCAAAAACAGUAUGAAAAGCAAGCAUUUAUAGAUUUUGUUCAGUUUGAAAGUAACUUUUUAGUUUGAAAGUUCCACUUACUGCAAACACUUUUCUUCUGAAGAAGGCAAAGGCAUUGCCAAAAUGAUGGAUCCAAAAAAAAGCACUGUGUUUGUAUCCUACAAAUCUGCUAAAAUAACUUAAAGAGUGUUAGAAGAAUGACCUGGGGAAAUGAUGUUUCUGGUCUUUGGAUGGAAGACUUGGGUGUGGGUAGAGGAGAAUGGGUUAACACCCAGUGAACUGGAGAAAUUCUUCAGGGAACAUAAUUUCACUGCCUCCUUACUAGAGCAUAAUUCUUCAUAAUACUAGUGCUAGAACUACAGCACUGAGAAUUUCUGGAGCAUAGAUUACUUUUGUGUCAGGAAACCACUAUAUUUAUGGGAGGUCAUAGCAGUGUGAGGCUUUUUUGUUUAAGCAGCUUAUCGUCUCAAGGACUCAUCAACUGGUGCUUUUUCCUCCUCGUGGGUACAUCCUCUUUAGUGUUCGACAUCUGGGUUACAUUUAUUCCUAAGGUACAGAGAGGCAUCUCAAGGUGUCCCUUGGCAGUCUUGCCUCCAGCUCUGCUUUUGAAUGAUCUUUGGUGUUUAAAAUGUAGAGAACAAAAGUAGCUGUCGUUUGAAUCUGUUGUCUCUGAAAUGCAGCAUGAUUUACACACUGAUUCUCACUGUGUUUACCUCACCUUGAAGCCUUAAUUCCCCUGCGCACAGCCAGUGACUGGUCUGCUCCAAUGCCAAAGGUUUGACUUUUCCCUUUACCUCAGCAAUAGUCCCAUAGCAUUUGUUUGGGGUAGAAGGCAAAACACAAGGCUCCAGUGGGUCCCAGCCAAGGCUG
This is a messenger RNA of Malurus melanocephalus (red-backed fairy wren), 2370 nucleotides long. It is a transcript of the gene CUNH1orf198, whose product is annotated as chromosome unknown C1orf198 homolog. The transcript is spliced from 4 exons. The record is from RefSeq and is a predicted model, not a curated record. The coding region runs from base 89 to 1081 and encodes 330 amino acids. Lineage: Eukaryota; Metazoa; Chordata; Aves; Passeriformes; Maluridae.